Messenger RNA from Mobula hypostoma (lesser devil ray), 828 nucleotides. RefSeq names its product craniofacial development protein 2-like. The annotation marks the transcript as partial. NCBI's taxonomy places the organism in Eukaryota, Metazoa, Chordata, Chondrichthyes, Myliobatiformes, Myliobatidae. The record is from RefSeq and is a predicted model, not a curated record. The transcript has a single exon.
AUGCAACCUCAAACCCCACAGGGAGGGUUGAGUCGGACAAGGGGGCCUCUUUUGCGUUGUAAGGUAAAGACGAUCAUCUCAACCUUCAACGCAAACACCAUCCACCUCUUGCCUCGAUGCACAGAGUUGGCAUCACAGGCAAGCAGAUACAAGAUCUCCAUCCUGGGGAUCCAAGAACACCAUCAUGUACACCCUGACGAAGAGAUAAGGUUCACAGAGGUAGAGGAGAUGCACCUCAUCACCUCGUCCACAUGGAGAGAACCGACGACGAUGUCAGCACAAGGUGGAGUAGGGCUGAUGUUGAACUGCAAGGUGAAGAAGGCACUGAGGGGUGUAGUCUCAGUCAGUGACAGAAUCCAUACUGCGGAAUUCGACAGAAACCUGGCGACCUCUGUCAUCAUCUGUUACUCCCCGCACAACAGCAGCGAGGAGAAGGAGGUGGAGGCCUUCUACAGUAAACUUCACGAAGUUGUCACUUCAAAACCAGCACAUAACUUCCUGGCCGUGCUCAGUGAUUUUAAUGCCCAGUUCGGACUGGAAGAUGUUCCAUACUCAUACCAAGACUUUACCAACAGAAAUGGACAAUAUCUAGUCGAUUUCAUCCAGGAACACAGUCUCAUUGCCGCCAACACACAAUUCAAGAAGCGAGUUGGUAAACUGUGGAUAUAUGAAAACAGAGCCUCCAACUACAGGAAACAGCUCGACUACAUCCUCGUAAGAACAAAAUGGCGUAAUUGUGUGAUCAACACAGAAGCCUACAGCACCUUCAACUCGGUCAGUUCUGACCACAGAGUAGUGUCAAUGCAAGUGAGACUGAGCCUGCAGCAA